Penicillium brasilianum is the source of this 1062-nucleotide messenger RNA. NCBI's taxonomy places the organism in Eukaryota, Fungi, Ascomycota, Eurotiomycetes, Eurotiales, Aspergillaceae. The record is from the annotation of a GenBank genome assembly.
AUGGAUAUCCCCUCAACUCAUAGUCCGAUCAAGUUCGGCUUUCCAUCAUUGAAGCUUUUCACUCUUCCUCCAAGCCAACCUUACAAGCCCACCCCACGGCCUCCGCCGACCACGUCUCCCAAUGUGCUUGCAAAGUCUCUUUUCCAGAGGAUCAAUAUCGACCCUGGAUUGUUCUAUGCUUCUCUUGACAUCAAUUUCGUUCUCACCUUUACCGCGCUAUACGUUACCAUGGUCCUUUACUUGAAUCAGUAUAAUGUCAGUCGGCAAUACCGGCCAUGGCGUUUCACCAAAACAUCCACAUUCAAAGUCCUGGUUGUGGCGCAUAACGCCUUCCUCGCCCUGUUCUCGGCGUGGACUUUUUUCUCACUCUUCACCAUCUUAUUCCCCGUUUGGGAUUUGGCUGUUGCGGAAGCGGGGCCUAAUUAUUACGCCCAUGUGGCAGAGCUGCUCUGUGAAACGGAUUCCAGUGCAUAUCGAGUGCUGCCAAUCUCAAAAAGUCUCUGGGAAGCAGGAGGCAGUUAUGUUGGCUGGCUCUUUUAUUUGAGCAAGUUCUACGAAGUCAUAGAUACGUUGAUCAUCCUCGCGCGAGGAAAGAAGAGCUCUACAUUACAGACUUACCACCACGCCGGGGUGAUUAUCUGUGGCUGGGCAACAGUGCUAUAUGAGUCCCCAUUGGGUGCUAUUGGUGUGGUUUUGAACUCGGCGAUCCACACGUUGAUGUACACAUACUUCACACUUCAAACCCUCGGAAUCUCUGUCCCUGUGAGCUUCAAACGCUCUUUGACCAAGCUUCAACUUGCACAAUUCUUCGUCGGCUGGAUCUGGGGCUAUACGUACUUGUUCAUGAGCUAUAGAGUUCCUAUUGAUGUGACUGCAAAGGACAUCAAUAAUGGAUCAACACCGGUAUUGAAGGAAGGAAUCUCGACAAGUGAGAAUGCAAUCUCGUGCUUGAGUGAUAGUGGGGAAGCCUUCACCAUAAUCGUGACGAGCAUCUACAUUAUUCCCUUGAUCUAUCUCUUUGCGCAAUUCUACAUUAAAGCAUACAUGAGACAGGGCAAAUGA